UGGCCUCUGCCUGUGCGUAUUUGUUAUCCUUGCAUUAGUUUUGCACGUCAGAACCGCCACCAGGCUGGGCUGAACCCCACUGACAGAGGUCCAGUGGGAUUCAAUGUUGCGGAAGGUACUUUUGCACCGUCUUCGUAUCGCUUCCGAUCGUCGACCCGGAUGAGCAGGUUCAGUCGAGUCUCGCCGUUAGUAUAUGAGUGACCUCACACCUAUAUAACCUGUUGCCCGAGUCCUUGAUGAUUGAGCUUAAGAUACAUCUCAAGCCGAUUAAUAUCUCAGAGCUGCUCUUCACAGAGAGAUAGCCGCGGACCCAAUCAAAUAAUUUCUCAGGGUUCCAAGCGAGCCGCUCUUUUCCAUAUACACAUUGAAAACCGGCGUCACUGGACACAGGUGGCCCUUGUCUCUUGAAAGUAUGACAAGUCCAAACUGUGAAUUGCAUGGAACGAAUCGGUUGAUGGAAGCUAAAGGGUCGGACCGUGAACAGCUGCCGGCGUACCAUAAUAUGACUGCUCAGUCGAGCCACUUAGACAUGCAACGACUGGCUUCGGCCAUGCGCUGUUCCCACUAUGCUGUUCUGUACAUUGACCAUAGUGGACAGCUUCGCUCCGAGGGAUCUCCUUCGAUUGCAGGUAGUGAGAGGGAGAUAUUCACCGAGGAGGUGCAAGCAAAGUUCCUCAGGUCGGUGGCAUCAGCAUGGCACUUGCAUCCGAGUAAGUCAGAAGGAUGUCACAUGCCGGCCCCUGACACCACCACGGCUUACUCUUCCUGGGCUCAACCAGGAACGGCAAGACCCGCGAGCCUCAUUCCUUGCGAUUUGGUUUCUCUGCGCUUCAAGCGCCCCCGUCGAAGCCUGAGACAGACGGAAUCGUCUUCGACUUCGGAUAAUGAACCAAACUCAGCAACAAGGGCAACGGUCCUUCGACUAGGAGAGACAGACAUCCUCCGCCAAUAUUACGAGAAGGCCUUCGACAGAUUCCAACAACUGAAUUGCAGAGUGAUUGCAAAGGCUUUCAUCAAGCUAGUAGAGCCCCGCAAGCAGGUCAAUCACCCGUAUAAUGGCCGACGGACUUCGGCCUCCUCUUCCCAGAGGAUGGAUCCUGAGCUGACCAAACCCAACUGGUGGCCGGCUGGGGUAACACACAGAGAGCCUGAUCACCUGUUCAAGCGCGAGCGGAUCAAAUUGCUUGUACACAUACUGUGCAAUCUGAAAGACAGCAAGGGAAUAACGGCUGAGAAGCUUCAGGAAGCAGCCCAAGAUGUCAAACGUCAAGUUCAACCUUCACGAAGACUGGAAGUCCUGGAUGAGAUCUUUUAUGUCCGACAGAUGGAGGAAUUAUACCUAGAUGGAAAGAUUAGUAAGUCACUACUAAUGAAAUUGAGACCGUCUCGAUGGAAGUCGGGAACUAAUGUCUUACGAUCAGGAACAUCAGAGAAAGGCUCGGCAAGUCCAAGCGCUUGUUUCUCUCUCUCGCCAGCAUCGACGUUGACGAUCAGCCGCGAAUGCUCUCUGGAAAGUGGGUUACCAAAGGAAUCAGCGGACAUGGGUGCUCCUUCGAAGUCAAGCCGAGACCCUGGUGCGUUUACGACAUCCCAGAGUUUACCAGAGUACUUCGCCCAGCAAGUGGCGCCUCCGCCCAGUGGGCAUGGGCAGGGUGCUGCCUCAGGUUACUGGGCAACCAUUCCAUAUAAUGGUUACUGA
Molecule: messenger RNA, 1699 nt
Organism: Aspergillus saccharolyticus JOP 1030-1
Lineage: Eukaryota; Fungi; Ascomycota; Eurotiomycetes; Eurotiales; Aspergillaceae
Product: DUF2841 domain-containing protein
Exons: 5
Coding region: 413-1699 (428 amino acids)
Source: RefSeq, a predicted model, not a curated record